Kogia breviceps (pygmy sperm whale) is the source of this 1949-nucleotide messenger RNA. Lineage: Eukaryota; Metazoa; Chordata; Mammalia; Artiodactyla; Physeteridae. The record is from RefSeq and is a predicted model, not a curated record.
CAGCAGCAGCGCGACCUCCUCUUCUGGAGACCAGAGCAGAAUGCCUGUGCUCGAGCGCUAUUUCCACUCGGCAGAGCUGGGCAGAAGGUGGACGGCCCCAGAAGGUGUGCUGCCCUCCUCCCUGGGCAGCCGGCCGGUGUGCCAGCAGGGGCCGCUGCCCUGGGACUUGCCAGAGAUGAUCAGGAUGGUAAAGCUGGUUUGGAAAUCCAAAAGUGAGCUGCAGGCGACCAAACAGAGAGGCAUUCUGGAGAAUGAAGAUGCUCUCCACAGCUUUCCAGGAGAUGUACGACUGAGGGGUCAGACGGGGGUUCCUGCUGAACGCCGCGGCUCCUACCCAUUCAUCGACUUCCGCCUCCUUAACAAUACAACACACUCAGGGGAAAUUGGCACCAAGAAAAAGGUGAAAAGACUGUUAAGCUUUCAAAGAUACUUCCAUGCAUCAAGGCUGCUUCGUGGAAUUAUACCGCAAGCCCCGCUCCACCUGCUGGAUGAGGACUACCUUGGACAAGCCAGGCAUAUGCUCUCCAAAGUGGGAAUGUGGGAUUUUGACAUUUUCUUGUUUGAUCGCUUGACAAAUGGAAACAGCCUGGUAACACUGCUGUGCCACCUCUUCAACGCCCAUGGGCUCAUUCACCACUUCAAGUUAGAUAUGGUGACCUUACACAGGUUUUUAGUCAUGGUUCAAGAAGAUUACCACAGCCAAAACCCAUAUCACAAUGCUGUUCAUGCGGCCGACGUCACCCAGGCCAUGCACUGCUACCUAAAGGAGCCAAAGCUCGCGAGCUCCCUCACACCUCUGGACAUCAUGCUUGGACUGCUGGCUGCCGCAGCCCACGAUGUUGACCAUCCAGGGGUAAACCAGCCAUUUUUGAUCAAAACAAACCACCACCUUGCCAACCUAUAUCAGAAUAUGUCUGUGCUGGAGAAUCAUCACUGGCGAUCUACGAUUGGCAUGCUUCGAGAAUCAAGACUUCUGGCUCACUUGCCAAAGGAAAUGACACAGGAUAUUGAACAGCAGCUGGGCUCCUUGAUCUUGGCAACAGACAUCAACAGACAGAAUGAAUUUUUGACCAGAUUGAAAGCUCACCUCCACAAUAAAGACUUAAGACUGGAGGAUGUACACGACAGGCACUUUAUGCUUCAGAUUGCCUUGAAGUGUGCUGACAUUUGCAAUCCUUGUAGAAUCUGGGAGAUGAGCAAGCAAUGGAGUGAAAGGGUCUGUGAAGAAUUCUACAGGCAAGGUGACCUUGAACAGAAAUUUGAACUGGAAAUCAGUCCUCUUUGCAAUCAACAGAAAGAUUCAAUCCCUAGUAUACAAAUUGUCCCUGGACCAUCACGAGCUGACUUCCCGAGUUUAAUUCCUUCAGUGCUUGAGAAGAAAGGAAUCAAAAAGCUAUUUUUAGUAAGUGAAAGCUAAAGUUAAAAUCAAAUUAAGAGAGAGAGAAUAGAUAUCACUGCCAGGCCUGAUAGGCAAAGCCUUUUUCUUUUUACAGCACCUGUGAACAGUCAGAACCUUGUUCCUGGAACGCUGACCUCCCCAUAACUCCCUGCUAGGCUGAGUGAAAAUUCUGCUCUGUUUCUACCUGCCUAAGGCUUCCCGCAAUGGGACGUGGAGCGUCCUGCAAAGCUGUCACCAGGUAGUGCUUCCUACAAGCUACAGACUUGUUUUGUAACCUUUUCUCAUGUUGAAUCAGAUCUGCUCACUGAUUUGAACAUUGGUUAUGAGCUUGUAUCUCACUGUAUUUCUUAUGCUUUGUUCUUUUAUGCAAACCCUUACAAUUGUGUUGUUUUGUGUACACACGUGAGGUUUGGAAAAAAAAAAAAACAUACCUUGUGAGUUUUUGCUCAAAAUGUGGCCGAAGUAUCCAUUGGCAUGUCUAGAUAAACAAUUAAAAAUAAAGAUAACUUCUUAAAAAUAUUGCAAUAUGAAAAUAUUCUGAUUCUCACCA